AUGGUUAUUUUUUGACGGUUUUCAGACGAUUUUGUGUGGGGAGCAGGGACGUCGGCAGGUCAGAUAGAAGGGGCGUGGCGGAAAGACGGUCGCAGUCCCAGUGUGUGGGAUGUAUUCUCUCACACGCCCGGCAAAACAGACCAAGGAGACACGGGCGACAUUGCAGCAAACAGCUACAGCAAUUACAGCGAGGACAUCAACAUGCUCAGCGAGAUGGGGGUGAAGUCGUACCACAUGUCAUUGUCCUGGUCUCGCGUCAUGCUCAACAGAACAAGUGUAAACCCACAGGGCGUCACCUACUACAACAACAUCUUCAAGGCCCUACGCAGCAGCGGCAUCGAGCCCUACGUGACGUUGUACUACUACGACCUCCCGGAGUUUCUAGAGAGACGAGGAGGGUGGUUGAAUGAGGACAUCAUCGACGUCUUUGGAAAAUACGCGGAGCAAUGUUUCACAGAAUUUGGAACGCAGGUGAAGUACUGGAUAUCAAUGCAUGACCCCAGGGGCGUAGCGUGGCGAGGUUACGGGGAGGGCACGGCACCCCCAGGAAGAUAUGAACCAGGGUGGAACCCCUACAUCGCUGCCAAUAACUUGCUCCGGGCUCACAGAAAAGCACUUGAUGCGUUCACAGCUAAGCCUUCAGGAGGUCAGCUGGGUAUAUCGUUAACAACCAACUUAUACCAGCCCCAGGAUCCGAGGAAUCCUGAUGACGUCGGUGCCAGUGACAGAGCGCUUCAGUUUGACCUCGGGUGGUUCCUGUCACCCUUGACCACGGGUAGCUACCCUGAUAACAUGACGAGUCAGGUUGAGAUGAAGAGUCAAUCAUACGGGGUGCCAUCCAGACUUCCCCAGAUACAGGAUUAUCCAGCUUCAUCCAACCAAACAACAGAUUUCCUGGUGGUCACAGUCAACGGUGUCUUCAAUGUGAGUCAUAAACCACGACCAAGUGACCCUCCGAACUACAUGGAUGACCAAGACUUGCGAGUGGUCAAGCUUGAUUAUUGGCCAGAGGACUCGGUGAGGUCAUUCCUGAAUUACGUCAAGAACACCACCUCAGUGGGGAUAUAUGUGACUGGUGGGAUUGCCACAGAGAAUGCCACACUGCGGGACACUCACCGCAUUGACUUCUUCAAGUGGCAUGUUAAUCAAGUCUUGAAGGCCCAGCAGUCGGACAACUGCAACAUCCGCGGUUACAUCGCUCGACCUUUGAUGGAUUGCUUUGAAUGGUCACAUGGCUAUGGCCUUAAAGGUGGAUUGUUUUCCGUCGACUUCUCGGACCCUGCGAGGCCUCGCAAACCUCGCGUGUCGUCUCGUUACUACAAACAAAUUGUGUCUGAUAACGGCAUCCUCCCAGGGUACAGCGGGCGCGGCGGCGUGGCUUCAGGUUUUGUUCCCAUGGAAAACGAUAGCGACAUUCUGUACGACACCUUCCCAGAAGACUUUGCGUGGGCUGCAGCUACUGCUGCUUAUCAAAUAGAAGGAGGAUGGAAUGCUGACGGCAAAGGUGAGAGUAUCUGGGACACACUGGUACGCACCACACACGACGUGGAAAACGGAGAUACUGGGAACGUUGCCUGUGACAGCUACCACAAGUAUAAGGAAGAUGUGCAGCUACUCAAAAACCUGCACGUAUCCCACUACCGUUUCUCAAUCUCCUGGACCCGAAUUCUUCCCAACGGUACACUCUCUGGAGGAAAGAACCAGCAAGGCAUCGAUUACUACCACAAACUCAUCGCUGAACUGCUCCACAACGGCAUCAAACCAAUGGUCACCAUCUUCCACUGGGACCUACCACAGGCGCUGGAGGACAAGGGAGGAUUCCUCAAUGAAAACAUUGUGAACUGGUAUAGGGACUACGCUGACCUAUGUUUCCAGGAGUUUGGAAAUAACGUGUCCUUCUGGAUCACUUUCAACGAGCCACCUAUAAUCUCCAUAUUGGGUUACGGUAACGGAACGUUUGCUCCUCAAAAGCACAACAUGACGCAGAACAUAUAUAUCGUAGCAAGGAACCUUCUCUUAGCCCAUGCGGAGGUGUACCACCUGUACAAUAACACGUACAGAGCAUCACAGAAAGGGGAAGUCGGGAUAACCAUCAACUUUAUCUGGAACGAGCCCCGAGAUCCUCUGGACAUCUCUGAUGUAGAUGCAGCAGAAAGGGCAAUUGAGUUCUACGACGGGAUGUUCAGCCAUCCAAUAUAUGUGGACGGGGACUGGCCUCCUGUGAUGAAGGAAAGGGUUGCUCGGAAAAACAAGGAAUCGGGCUGGCCUCGGACAGAUUACGUAACUUUUCUGAUUCGGAAAAACAAAAAUUGGAGACGCUCACCUUUUGAGGAACACCUGGCAUCAUCACUGUUUGAUAGAUCUCACGAUUUUCUCGGGGUAAAUUACUACAACUCUCUUAUUGCUCGCGACGACCCACAACCUGUCGGCGACACACCCACAUAUGACAAUGAUAAGGAAGUGGAAACCUAUGCGGAUCCUAACUGGCUAGGAUCUGGAUCCAUCUGGCUGACCGUAACACCCUGGUCGAUAAGGAAAAUGCUGAAUUGGAUCAAGUACAACUACAACAAUGUGGACGUCUACAUCACCGAGAAUGGCAUCUCCGACCGGAAUGGGACAUUGCACGAUAAUCAUCGCAUUCGUUUUUAUCGUUAUUACAUCAACGAAGUACUGAAAGCAAUAAAGUUAGAUAAAUGUAAUGUAAAGGGCUACACCGCAUGGUCAUUGAUGGACAAUCUCGAGUGGCUGACCGGAUUCAGCGAGAAGUUCGGGCUACAUCAAGUCAACUUCAGCGAUCCGACGUUACCACGUACUCCCAAAGCUUCAGCUUACUGGUACGCUGGACUGGUUCAGGACAAUGGGUACAAGCCCGGAUACUCCAGGCCCGGGGGUAGGGGAUCUGCCGUGCAGGGGGAGGGGGAGUUUCACUAUGGGACCUUCCCCAAGGACUUCCUGUGGAGUGCUGCGUCAGCAGCUUUCCAGGUUGAAGGAGCUCUCAAAGAGGAUGGACGAGGAGAAAGUAUCUGGGACAACUUCCACGUGUUCCACAACGACACUGGCGCCGUGGCCUGCGACAGCUACCACAAAUACCCCGAGGACGUCAGACUCUUGAAAAAACAUGGGGGUAACAAGCUUUCCGUCAAUCACUAUCGUCUUUCCAUCGCGUGGCCAAGAAUAUUCCCAAAUGGCACCAAAGAAUCUAUGAAUCCAGAUGGUAUCCAGUACUACCAUCGGCUCCUCGACGCUCUCCUUGCUGCAGGCAUUGAACCAAUGGUCACCUUGUACCACUGGGACCUUCCAAAGGCUCUCCAGGACAAAGGAGGAUGGACUAACGAGUCCAUUAUUGGACAUUUCAAAGACUACGCUGACGUGUGCUUUAGAGAAUAUGGAAAUAAGGUGAAACUUUGGAUAACAUUCAACGAGCCUUGGGUGUUCUUAGUGAAGGGUCUGGGGACAGGAGACCAUGCUCCAGGGCACACUAGCCUUGGGGUUGAGCCCUACUUGGGGGCACACAAUGUUCUCUUGUCCCAUGCCGAGGCCUAUCACCUGUACAAUGAUACUUACAGGAAGACACAACACGGUCAAAUAAGCCUCACCCUGAACAUAGACUGGGCGGAGCCAAAGGAUCCCAUGAAGCCCUCUGACAUUAAGGCGUCAGAAUGGGCAGUUCAGAUGUUCCUGGGUUGGUUCGCACAUCCUGUGUACGUCAACGGAGACUACCCAGAAGUGAUGAAAAACAGACUAGAGUCCGUUAGUAAGGCACAGGGACUUAAUAGAUCGAGACUGCCGGAAUUCACAGAGGCACAGAAGAAGAGAAUUGCAGGAACUCACGAUUUCUUCGGGAUGAACCACUACACCACACAGUUGGUGCAGAUGCAAGAUGAAGAUCUGGCUGGACGUAAAGAGCCCAACUACUUCAAUGAUCGAGGCAUAAAGGAUGAACCUGACCCUAAAUGGUUAAAGUCCGGGUCAUCAUGGCUAUACGUGGUUCCCUGGGGGGUCAGGAAGAUUCUCAACUGGGUCAGGAACAACUACGGCGAUGUCCCCAUCUACAUCACCGAGAACGGCCUGUCUGACAACAACGGUACCCUCAAUGACCAACACAGGGUAUACUUCUACAGGUACUACAUCAACGAAGUACUUAAAGCUAUCGACUAUGACAAGGUGAACGUGAAGGGAUAUACAGCAUGGUCACUACUAGACAACUUCGAGUGGGAUCGUGGCUACUCGGAAAGAUUCGGAACACACUAUGUUGACUUUAACAGUCCAGAGAGGACAAGAAAACCAAAAGCAUCUGCGGCCUUCCUACGACACGUCUUUGAAGACAAUGGUUUCAAGCCAGGCGCGUUGACGGACCCUAACAGAAAACCAAUGCUAUACGAGAACGACGUCCUCCUUGAAGACUUCCCUGCUGACUUUGAAUGGGGAGCGGCUACAACCGCUUAUCAGAUAGAAGGCGCUGUUGAUACGGAAGGACGAGGACCCAGCAGCUGGGACGUAUACCUGAGGACGCCUGGAAGGACCCUGUUUAACCAGACAGCAGAUAAGGCAGCCAUGUCUUUCACACAUUAUCUCGAGGAUGUUGGUGCGCUCAAGAACAUGGGGGCCAAGUCGUACUACUUUUCACUCUCGUGGUCCCGAAUCUUACCGAAAGGAACGUCAGAAGAAAUUAACCAAGAUGGUAUCAACUAUUACAACGAGCUGCUGUUGGCUCUGGCUGAUGCUCAGAUUGAACCAAUUGUGUCCCUACACCAGUGGGACACGCCGGCGGCCAUUACAGACGGUUGGCUGGAUGACAAAAUAGUGGAAGCCUUCGGGAACUACUCCAGAAUAUGCUUUCAGAACUUCGGGGAUAAGGUGAAAACAUGGGUUACCCAAAAUGAACCUAAUGUCUUAGCUCUGAUGGGAUACGAGCUGGGUCUGCAUGCUCCCGGGGUCAAAGAUCAAGGUUACAAGGCCGCUCACAACAUGAUCAAGGCGCAUGCUACAUCAUACAGAAUCUACCAGAAUGAAUUUAAGGACAUUCAAAAUGGAAAAGUAGGACUUGCAGUGUUCUAUCCUUGGGCAAUACCAAAGACGGAAAGGGAUCCUGGUGAUUGGGCCGCUCAAGACCGGAAGUUUGCCUUCGACUGUGAUUGGUUCGUUGACCCAGUGCUGUUGGACGGGGAAUACCCUGACGUCAUGAAGAGAGCGGUGUCCCUCAGAAGCAGGGAACAGAAUCUGAACCAAUCCCGUCUCCCGGUAUUUACAGAGCCGGAGAAGAACAUGAUCAGAGGUUCGGCGGACUUCUUUGGCAUCAGCUACCUCUCAUCCAGCUUUGUCCAGGAGCGACGUCACAACGUCUCCGCCUCGCCAUCUAUCCUUGAUGACAGGGCUGUCACCGAAACUGGUUCCCCUUCGACUGAUGUGAACCCCAAGGGACUGAGGAUGAUACUGAGACGGUUCAGACAGCGGUAUGGCAACAUCCCUGUCUACGUUACCAGUAACGGCGUGGGGGACAAGCCAGGGACAAUUCAAGAUACGGACAGAGUGCAGUACAUCAAGUCCCACACUAAUGAAGUAUUGAAAGCAAUACAGCUCGAUGACGUUGACGUCCGUGGCUACAUGGUCUACUCCCUCAUCGACAGCUUCGAGUGGAACUUCGGCUACACAGCUGCCUACGGCCUCUACUACGUCAACUUCAGCGACCCUAGCCGUGCACGUCAUCCUAAAUCUUCGUCAGUGUACUACCGUAGUCUGAUCCAAGACAACGGAUUCUUCAAACCAACGACGCCAAUGAUCAACACUCCAACUGAAAAGCCUAAGGCCGAAGGCGAGAAGGAAUGUCCAAAACCAACAUCAGCAGCCAAUAUGAUGACUUCAAGUGUAGGCAUUCUGGUCACCAUCGUGGCCAUAUUAUUCAUGAAUAAAUAAUUCCUACAACUGAA
This is a messenger RNA of Haliotis rubra (blacklip abalone), 5927 nucleotides long. Its product is annotated as lactase-phlorizin hydrolase-like. The record is from RefSeq and is a predicted model, not a curated record. Gene Ontology annotation, biological process: carbohydrate metabolic process. Lineage: Eukaryota; Metazoa; Mollusca; Gastropoda; Lepetellida; Haliotidae. The transcript has 31 exons. Gene Ontology annotation, molecular function: beta-glucosidase activity.